UCCACGCUUUACAGCUACCCACCCCUACUAAACAAAGCACCCACCCAGAGCGGCGGCCGCCGGCAAUGGCGGCGGCGGCGGAGUACGGCGGCGACUACCUGCAGCAGUUCGUCGCGGAGACGGAGUGGUACAACGAGAUCGUCCUCAGCGCGGUGGCGCCGGGCGAUUGGUGGCGCGGGCUGCCGCACCCGGUGCAGUCGUGGAUGCGCAACUGCGUGGGCGGCUACCUCCUCUACUUCAUCUCCGGUUUCCUCUGGUGCUUCGUCAUCUACUACUGGAAGCGCCACGCCUACAUCCCCAAAGAUUCUAUCCCUACAACAGAAGCUAUGAGGAAGCAAAUAGUUGUUGCUUCGAAAGCAAUGCCUUUUUACUGUGCUCUUCCAACUUUAUCUGAACACAUGAUUGAGAGUGGAUGGACACGGUGUUACUUUAAUAUCAGUGAAAUUGGUUUGUCUAUGUACCUCAUUUAUAUGGCUUUAUAUCUCAUCUUCGUGGAGUUUGGAAUUUACUGGAUGCACAGAGAGUUGCAUGACAUAAAGCCACUGUACAAAUAUCUACAUGCAACCCACCAUAUUUACAACAAGGAAAAUACCUUGUCUCCAUUUGCUGGGCUCGCUUUUCAUCCACUAGAUGGGAUUUUGCAAGCAAUACCACAUGUCUUUGCCCUCUUCCUUUGCCCAACUCACUUCAGGACGCACAUUGCUCUCUUAUUCUUAGAGGCCGUGUGGACAACAAACAUCCAUGACUGCAUUCACGGCAAGAUAUGGCCGGUCAUGGGUGCUGGCUACCAUACCAUUCACCAUACAACCUACCGCCACAACUAUGGCCACUACACCAUCUGGAUGGACUGGCUGUUUGGUACACUCCGUGAGCCAGAAGAUAUCCUCAAGAAGGCUUGAGCUGUUUACACCUGUGUUUUCUCCCUUGUGCUGUGAAGUGUAGGGUUUCUCAGCCUCCGAGGCUCUGUCUGUUGCCUUAAGCAUCGGUGUGUUGUUUUAGUAUGCUAGGUGCAUAUUAUGUUGUUUAUUACCUAAUUUAGUGCUGUUUCUCAUGAUGCAAUGGAGUUGACAACGAAUAAAACUUUGCCAGACACUUUCUGGAUUCCAGCUGCUUGUACAAUUCGGCAUCUCAAUGCCAGUAUAGGAUAUAAAUGUA
This is a messenger RNA of Phragmites australis (common reed), 1155 nucleotides long. Its product is annotated as delta(7)-sterol-C5(6)-desaturase-like. Lineage: Eukaryota; Viridiplantae; Streptophyta; Magnoliopsida; Poales; Poaceae. Gene Ontology annotation, biological process: lipid biosynthetic process. The transcript has 3 exons. The record is from RefSeq and is a predicted model, not a curated record. Bases 66 to 899 code for a protein of 277 amino acids. Gene Ontology annotation, molecular function: iron ion binding; oxidoreductase activity.